AUGAUGUCGCAGCACUUGACGAGCAUGUUCGAGCAGAUCGGGAACUUUACAAAGAACAACCUGGUGCACAAUAGCAAGCUGGUGAAAGAGAAGGAGAAUAAAUCGAACUCCAACCACGUUGGGGCUGUUAGUGGUGACAACCAGCAGGCCUCACCGUCGCACAAGCACGGCCAGCCACCGCCUCCGUUGAAGAAGCCUUGCAAGCUGCGGAACGUCGCAUCAAAAGCAGAAUCCUACGACACGCUCUAUAGCAACAGCACUCUGGUAAGUUCUAGAAUAAGC
Iphiclides podalirius (scarce swallowtail) is the source of this 282-nucleotide messenger RNA. Lineage: Eukaryota; Metazoa; Arthropoda; Insecta; Lepidoptera; Papilionidae. The record is from the annotation of a GenBank genome assembly.